AUUAAUUGGUUAAAGUUUUUCUCAGCUUUCACUCGGCUGCAUGUGAGCUCGUACGUCAGCGGGGGAGAGCUUUGGAGGAUGAGUGUGAGGCUCAACAUGCGAGCCUGCCCGCUACUGCGUGUCUUGGCGCAAACCCAUCCCUUAUGUUUCUUCUCGAAGUCACUCUCAGCAAACGAUGAGACAGUUAACGUUUUCAUCUUUUGUCCUGUCCUUCUUCAGCUCAGGGCUGGCUCUUCAAAUUCAGUGUUACCAGUGUGAGGAGAUGAUGCACGACUGCUCCACACCAGAAUUCAUAGUAAACUGCACAGUGAAUGUUCAGGACAUGUGUCAGAAGGAAGUUCUUGUGAAGGAUGAUGGGAUACACUACCGCAAGUCCUGUGCUUCAUCGGGUGCAUGUCUUAUUGCUUCCUCUGGCUACCAACAGUUCUGCACUGGCAAGCUCAACUCAGUGUGCAUUACCUGCUGUAAUACGCCACUGUGUAAUGGACCACAACAGAAGAAACAUCCCCAGCCAUCUACUGCCAUUACUCUGAAACCACUGCAGCUGCCUGUCUUUUCUCUCUACAUUCUCCUCCUGCUGCCACCCAUCCUUUGCUGACACUCCUCAUACACAGAUUUAGAAUAUGUCUUCAAAAUCUUCACACACUUAAAAGUAAUAGUUGUAAACUGUUUACUGUUUUACUUUAAGCCAAGACAUUCAUAUUUGGAAAUUGACUUAUGUGAGCAAACUUUACACAGUGCGUGUUUUUGAGUUUUUGGCUUCUACUGCACCUUGCUUGUAGAGUUUCAACAGGAAAAUUAUUUUAAAAAAUAGAAAGAAUUCUAACACUAUUUGUGAUGUAAUGAACAUGG
Menidia menidia (Atlantic silverside) is the source of this 852-nucleotide messenger RNA. The record is from the annotation of a GenBank genome assembly. Lineage: Eukaryota; Metazoa; Chordata; Actinopteri; Atheriniformes; Atherinopsidae.